Messenger RNA from Chaetomium strumarium, 777 nucleotides. RefSeq lists its product as uncharacterized. NCBI's taxonomy places the organism in Eukaryota, Fungi, Ascomycota, Sordariomycetes, Sordariales, Chaetomiaceae. The coding region runs from base 164 to 685 and encodes 173 amino acids. The record is from RefSeq and is a predicted model, not a curated record. The transcript has 3 exons.
CAAGGUUAGGGGUUUGUGGGAUAUCUCCAUGGUCCUCGUCUACCCCUCUCCGUCACGUUGUAACAUGUAAGUAGCUAUAAAAAAGUUUGUUCCUACAUUCUCCCUCCUCUCUGGCAAGGCGAACUAACCCAACUGCUAUCGAACCAAAAACAAAAAAAAAAAAAUGCACCUCAUCACCAUAGUCGUUGCGGCGCUUGUAGCGCCCUUUUGCAUCCUCGCUGCUCCACUGACAGCGACCAGUACUAGUACUGCCUACUACAAUGAAGUCCUCGAUAAGCGAGAGAAUCUGUGCAACCUGAGCUCUCCCCCACAGCUCUGCCAACCCAACUCAUCCGUGACGAUCGAGGAGACGGCUCUCAGGGCGUACAAGUUCUACCGCGCCUUUGUGGUGGACGGCGAUCCCCGGACCAUGUUCUCCCUCAUCGACAGUGUCUACAAGCAAAACUCGCCCGGGUACCAGAGCGGGCCGCAGGCCAUCUGGCCCCUCUUCUGCAACGGCAGGAAGAUCGGGACCGAGCAGAACACGGCGUGGUGCUUCGACGCCAGCACCAACAUGUCGUAUGCCCGGUACUCGGUGACGGACCGGUGGCGCUGGGUGGAUGGCUGUGUCCACGAACAUUGGGAUCGGAAUGAGAGGAUUCCUUCCCAGGACAAGUGCUACAAGUUGCCUACGGGCACUGUAUGAAGGUGAAUAGGUAUGGUUUUUGGGUCGGUUGUGUGUCUUGUAUGAUUCGGGCUGUCUGGUCCUGCCUAGGUAUCUAGGUCGUCAAUUCUUGU